This is a messenger RNA of Tuber melanosporum (Perigord truffle), 1733 nucleotides long. RefSeq lists its product as uncharacterized. The coding region runs from base 1 to 1554 and encodes 517 amino acids. The record is from RefSeq and is a predicted model, not a curated record. The transcript is spliced from 2 exons. NCBI's taxonomy places the organism in Eukaryota, Fungi, Ascomycota, Pezizomycetes, Pezizales, Tuberaceae.
AUGCGACGAAUCCUCAGCAUACGAACAAUUUCUACAGUACUUAAUAUUCUCUCGUGGAUACUCCUCCUCCCGCCAGCGAUUCAAGCCUUGCCACUCGGUUCGCUCAUCCCACGCGCAACCCGGAAAGAGGUGACAGUAACCCGCGAUCGGGUAUGCCUUAGCCCUGCACCGUGGACACAGAUACUCUCUUUCUUCCUGACAAACUACAUCGCGAGAAUCGCAACGUUCAAGAAGACCUCCGGGUACAAGGGAUCGAGGGACCACAUACGCACAGCAAUAAGUCUAUUCGUGCCAUUUUACGGUAUCUCGCAGGCUGCCGAGACGAUCGCUCGGGGGGCGCGUUUUUUGGGUCGGGACGAGCUGGGCGGGGCGCUACAUGCUGGGGCGUUGUGCGUCAUGCAGAGAUUGGAGAGUUGGAGACCGAGGAACGGCAAUAUCGUUUGUGGGUGCAUUAUUGAGCCGCCGCCGAGUAGAACAACGGGGAGGAAGAGGAGGAGGAGAGGGAGGAAGAAGAAGGAUCUGGCUGAUACUGGCGAGGCAAUAAUCCUGAUCCAACUCCCAACCAUGAAACAGCUCGAUGACCCUACAAAGUGGAAUAUACAAGGCCAAUACCGCCUCCCAGAAGGCUACUGUUUCUCCUUCCUUCCAGCGGGUACCUCCAUCGGCCCUAUAAACCCCCUCACAAAGCGCGAAGACAUAGUGAUCGCCUCCUCAUACGGCACAGCAAAGUCCUUCACUGGUGUCCUCCAAAUACUUAUCUCAAUCUUCACACUCUACUCCUCCUCUUCCGACCAAGUCAACCUAUACGGCUAUGCUGCCUUCGGCUUCAGCGUUAUCCCCUACACGAUCAUGUCUUUUCUCAACGCGAUCGCGAAUUCAAUAGAGGCGGAUUACGAUACGCUGUUCAUGGUCGAGUCGGAGGUUAUGGUUGAAGCGUAUAGGCGCACCAACGAGGAGUUCAUUGGUGCGGUUGCCGUGUUGACGCCCGACUAUGAUAAGGAGGGCGUGGACUUGCAAUUUCGGAGGAGUAGGGAGCAUGGUUGGAGCGCGCACGAGCUUGAUGAUAACGGGAGGGAAGUCGGAAGGAGCUGGCGGGUUACGUUCCAGGAGGAAGAGAUCGAGAACAAGGAUUUUUCGACGCCAGCGAGGAUUAAUGAUAAUGCUGCUAGAAUCAUGGUUCCAGCCGAGGGACAGUACCGGCGGAAGAAGAAGGUUGUCAAGUCUAGUCAGAAGUUUUAUAACUUCUCUGUCUUCAUUAUCGUUUUCAUCUCGCUCAUCAUUCCUUAUAUCGUCCUUGGCAGUCUCAGCCAUUUCAAGGCCGCAGACAGCACGGCGAGACAGCGCACGUUCAUGAUGGGCUGGUUGGUGGUCGGUCAGGUUAUUGGCGUGGUGGACUUGAUCGAGUCCACUGGUGGUGGGAAGAAGCGGUGGUGGGAUUUACUGGAGAAUUCUAUCAAGCUAGUGAUCGUUAUUGCGGGAUUUGCAUUUGCCGUUGGGGGGUUCAUCGAGGCGGGGAGGAUGAUGAGAGCUUUUGGUUUUUGUUUUAGGACUUGAGGCCGAUUGCAGCUAUUGCUUCUUUCCCCUUCGUCCUAUUUUUGUCUUUUUUGGCGUUGGUAUGGAUUUCUGGUUUUUUAUGAUACCCGGUUUGGAAAAUUGGAGUGGGAUGCCCUUUCCUUCUUCCUCUGUUUUUUCUUCUUAUCCAUUGUAGAAUCGGUUUAAGUUGGGAAGGGGGG